ACAAAGAUGAUUGGCUGACCACCAAAUCAACAAGCCGGUUCAAACCGAUGAACUAGCUAAAGAACUCUCUCUCUCACUCAGAGAAGAAACGAAAUAAACUCAAAAACAUAGACUGAUUUUAUUCAUGGCAGAGUUUACAUAUUUAUAGUACAAUGAGUCAAAGAAAGACUUAAGAGUUUUGUAGAAAACUAGAAACUUAGAAAACAUAAACAAAGACUAAGACUUUUGACUAGAAAUAAGUGUGUUGUUGAAUGGCUCUUGGAUGAUCACGACUUUGACUCCUUUUGUUGAUAUUUCUUGAUGCAAAUGGGCAGGAGACCAUCAGCAAAGGCCUGGUCGAAUUUGGUGUAAAACCGACCCAAAUUGAAUUUGUUAUGAAUUUUUCCUUGGGCUGAAAAGGUCCAUUUCACCCAGCAACUAAACCAGCUCCAUCUUCAUUGUCACUUAGCUCAUUCAGCUCCAAGCUAGUGUCACUUAGCUCACUCAGCUCAUCCAGCUCAUAUAUGUAAGUGUCACUUUGAUUCAGCUCGACCAGCUCGCCCAAAUAAGUGUCACUUCGCCCAGCUCGUCCAAAUUUAGCUUCUGGCUCGACCAUGGUUGCUUCAUCCGAUGGGGAAACCUUGGUUGGGUCGAGUUGUGCACCAUCCUGGCCCGGGUCUACGAUCCAGGGCACAUCAUUCCCUCUCUUUUCAAAAAGAUUUGUCCUCAAAUCUGUAAUAUUAAAAGGAAAAGGGUUAUAAGCAAAGGAAUCAUAAUCUGAACAUUGCUCACCUUGAGUUUGGUCCGGUUUUUGAAUGGAAGAAGAUCUUUCUUGGUUUGCUAGAUGACCAAGAAUUUUUUUCUUCAUCUAGCCCUUCCAUUGGGUCAUAUGUGAAGUCAUCGAAAAUUGGCAAUGGAUCUUCCUUUUUUGGUUCGGUUUCAACGUUCUCAUUCUCCAAAGUCACCAACAGUCUUUGCUUUUGACACUUGUUAGCAUAAUGACCGAUCCUAUGGCAUUUGAAGCACCUGGUAGAAUGAGCUUUGCUUGUGGGUUUCACAGAUUUGCUUUUAUCAGAAGACAACACAUUAGUUUUCAAAUCAGAAUUUGAAAGAGAAGAAAAAUUACUUUGCUGUUUUGGUGCAGAAGAAGUGUUGUUGUUUCCCUUCUUUUUGAGUUGCCGGACAACAUGAAUCGCCUUAUGCAACAUCUUUUCCAAGCUGGCAUAAGUCUGAAGCUCGUUCUGAUCAGGCACAUCACAGUUGCUUCUCUUGGCUUUGGUGAAGGGACGAUCACCACUUCUGACCCACUUCUCAUCAUCACACCUGUUUUGUCUCUUCUUUUGUUUCUGCACAAAGUCAAACCCAUUAGAAGCAAACUGUUUCUUAUCAAAAAUCAAUUGCUCCUUUUCAAAAACAGUUUUAAAAGGAAAGUAGACGUCUUGUUGUGGUUUUGAUUUCUUGAGAAGUCCAAACGUCCUGAAAACACUUAACAAAGUUAGCAAAUAAAAAUCCUCACACUCUCAAGUGUUUAGCUCACGAUUUUUAGAUGGUCACUCAGAGUUCUUUCACUGGUUCAAAGGAUGAUAGGCAGUAAAAAAUCAGCAGUCAAAACCCAAAACAAACUUUGUGGGAAAAGAAAAGAGAAAGAACAAUGAAGAGAUUUUUGUGUGGAUCCGCCUUAACUGUCCUAAAGCUGGGUUUCUCUUCAGCCAGCAGGGUUUCUCUUCCACCACUCCCCCUGGAUUUCUCUUCAGAAGUGAUUCAAGCCAAAACUUUUUUUUUUAAAAUCAAAUCAUAGAUUUUUUUUUUUAUACGUUAUCGAUUUUUUUUUUUUUAAAAUGGCGGUCACAAGGGAGUAAAGGAACAACCCGGAUCAAAAAAGAAAUAAGAAAAGAAAAUGAUGAAGAUAUGAGAAGAUGAUAAGAAUAAUGAAAACAAACCAGCCAAAGUGGCUCUGAUACUACUUGAUAGAACCAAAAUCGGGAUCACUUUAGCUGGGUGUUGGAUAUGAUCCGAGAAGACAAACGACACUUCUGGAACUGAGAUGGAUUGAAAGAAUCGUCAAGAGAUGCGGAAUGGCUCUUGAUAUACCCACGAUCUAAAGCUAAGCACCUAAGAACGAAUGUAGUGUGUACUAAUUUUCUUUUUAAGUUGUAUGAAACUGAAAACGAUGAACAGAGAGAAAUUGAGUCUCUGUCGCAUUUGUUGAAUCUCAGAUGCUUAUAAGGAGUUUGCAAUAAGCAAUGAAGAGACAGAGAACUUACAAUCUCAUUUGUUUUUCACUAAGUCAACAAAAAGAAUCAAGAUCCAAUUUUUUAGGCCUCUCUCUCUCUCUCUCUAUAUAUAUAAAGCAUACAGUUUGCCUUCUCAUCUCUUCUUGUCUAUCUAUCACAAGAUCUUGAAACGCUUCUUGAGAGAGAGAAGAGAGUUGCCAAUCUUGGGUUGACUGACUUAGCCAUCCAUGAAUCCGGAGCAAAACCCCUCACGCCAAUGCGCAGCCUGCGGGGAGCAAGAAGCCUUCCUCACCUACGCCGUCAGGCAAAACCGGCGACUCUGCACCGACUGUUUACUCAAGGAGCAUCGUCACCUCUUCUGCCCAAUUUGUCUCGACGUCCCUCCUCCUCCAGAAGAGAGCAUCGUCUGCCUCAAUUGCCCUUCCGUCGCCCACCUCGCUUGCCCUCCUCCUCCUCCUCCGCCGUCUUCCUCCUUCACAUGCCCGCCGUGCUCCGACCCCAAUUUCUCCUUCUUCCCCAAAUCUAACCCUGACCAAGAAUCAGCCGACGCUCUCGUGGCAGCCGCCAAAAUCUCGGCGGCUUUGAUGAACAACGAGGCGGCUGAGUUAAAGAAGGAAGCUCAUAAGAAGAUCUUCGCAGCCAAAGAGGCCAAGAUGAGAGCUAAGGAAGCUUUGGGGAAUCUUCAGGACCUUGUUCUCAUGCAAAGAGCUUCGGAGAAGAAGAAUAGUAACAACGCUAACCCUAACCCUAACAAGAGGAAGCAUCGUUGAUUCACAAAUCUCUCAGCUGGAGACUUUGAGAGAGUUUAGGGUUUUGAUUAGAUUAGGACUUUCUUUUUGUAUAAUGGUGUGUUUGUUUGUGUGUAAUAAUUCAAACGAUUUCGUCUUUUGUGUUUUGGUUGAUGAGUUAGAACAACAAACACAUGGAAGGAAGUGAUGAUGUUUUGGUACUUGGACACUGUUUUUGCUUCUUUUGUUCCAAGAUAAAUCAAUUUCUUAUAUGUUAAA
Brassica rapa (field mustard) is the source of this 3220-nucleotide messenger RNA. RefSeq lists its product as uncharacterized. Lineage: Eukaryota; Viridiplantae; Streptophyta; Magnoliopsida; Brassicales; Brassicaceae. The record is from RefSeq and is a predicted model, not a curated record.